This is a messenger RNA of Encephalitozoon hellem ATCC 50504, 978 nucleotides long. RefSeq names its product Golgi nucleoside diphosphatase. Gene Ontology annotation, molecular function: UDP phosphatase activity; GDP phosphatase activity. NCBI's taxonomy places the organism in Eukaryota, Fungi, Microsporidia, Unikaryonidae. The record is from RefSeq and is a predicted model, not a curated record. Gene Ontology annotation, cellular component: membrane. The transcript has a single exon. Gene Ontology annotation, biological process: nucleoside diphosphate catabolic process. Bases 1 to 978 code for a protein of 325 amino acids.
AUGAGUGCAGCGCGAUUAUUCCUUCUGGCAGGCAUUGCAUCAGCCCUCCCCUCAUCCCUGGGUCCAGACGCACACUCUCUCGUCAAGAUGACGUACAGCGGAGUAAUAGAUGCAGGAACUACUGGCACAAGACUGAACAUAUAUGGAUUUCUUAACGGGGAAAUCAGGGACCAAGGCUUAUUCACAAACACGUUUGGGCUUGCGAAUGCAGAGAGCGACGAGGAGAUUAGAAACUCAAUCAGAGAGCUGUUUACACAUGCACAGCCCUUCUACACUAAUAUCAAAGAGAUACCCAUUGGGUUCUAUGGCACGGCAGGGUUUAGGGUGCUAGAUAAGUCCCGCUCGGACCAUAUUCUGGAGCUUGUCAAAAACGAGCUGAGGGACUAUAACCUCAAAGAAGCCGAAGUGAUUAGCGGCAUAGACGAGGGGAAGCUUGCUCUUAUGGCAUUGGCCCUUUCGAAUAGAGGGAUAGUCGGGAGCAAGAGCAUGGGAAUCAUUGACAUGGGGGGUGGAAGCACCCAGAUAUCUCUUCUAGAGAAGAACGGGGAAAUAUUUUCAGAGUCCAUAGACCUCGGGAUCACUGCCCUCGGGCUAUCAGAUCCAAAAGAGUGUAAAGGUAAAGAAAAUGAUGAGCAGGAGUCAUGUGCUAGAAACAUCAUGUCGAGACUUAUAGGCAUAACCAUGAGGCCUUCUCUGAACAGCAUUGACGAGCUAUACCUACUUUCGUAUUUCCACGACGAGUUUGGAAAGGUUACUAGAAACGAAAAGACAAACAUGAAAGAAAUCAAAGGUGAGUUUUACAAGAAAUGUAGCCUACUUGAAUCCCACGAGUGCAGAAGGCUGUUCUAUUUGAUUUCUUUUAUAAAGAACCUUGGGAUAGAGGACACAAAGUUUAUCCAUCAGAUAGAUACAAACAAUGGAAUUAACAUUGCCUGGGCAUCCGGUAAGGGAUAUGAGCUUAACAAAAAAUACAACUAG